This is a messenger RNA of Procambarus clarkii (red swamp crayfish), 1525 nucleotides long. RefSeq names its product cuticle protein CP14.6-like. The record is from RefSeq and is a predicted model, not a curated record. Gene Ontology annotation, cellular component: chitin-based extracellular matrix. Gene Ontology annotation, molecular function: structural constituent of chitin-based larval cuticle. Lineage: Eukaryota; Metazoa; Arthropoda; Malacostraca; Decapoda; Cambaridae.
CACAGUGCUGCAGUGUCAGACAACAUGAAGUUUAUCAUCUUCGCCGUCGUUGUGGCCGUGGCCAGCGCCGCCCCCCAGUACGCAGCCCCUCAGGCACCUACCCGCUAUGCAGAGUCAAGUGAAGAGGUGGCCAUUCUGAGGCACGACUUUGUACCUGGGGACGCCGGCGCCUACAAGCUUGACGUGGAGACUGCCAACGGCAUCGUUUUAUCCCAGGCUGGCUCUCCUGACGGUCCAGAGGGCGCUGUUGUCAAGGCUGGGCAGUAUUCCUACACUGCUCCUGACGGCACUCCCGUCGUUGUAAAGUUCGUCGCCGACGAGAACGGCUACCAGCCCCAGUCUGACCUGCUGCCAGUGGCUCCUGAGUUCCCCCACCCAAUCCCCCAGUUCGUGCUGGACCAGAUCACUAAAGCUGCUGAGGAAGACGCUGCCGCCGCUCGCGGGAAGUCUUCUGCUCCCUCCGCCAGCUACGGUGCUCCAAACUAAACAGCUGCGUGCAAUGAUAUUCCAUAUGACUGCAAGUAUGCUCAUGGUCCCAAUGCACCAUAGUGUCAUCUCAUUAUUUAUUAUCUUUACUCUUUUUAAAUUAAACUCGUGUUAUAAAUAUAUACGAUAAUAUUUAAUAUUUCCAUGGGUAAUUAUCAAUGACUGAUUAUGGCUAAAAUUGCAACCCGUGCAGCCGGUGGUUGAAUAAUUCAAACAAUAACUGGGACGUCUAUAAUAUGCCUUGCCACCAGUUAUUUUGUUUGUCAUCUUGCUCCCCAUACCAAUUCGGGUGGGGUUAAGGAUUUUACUCUAUAUAUAUAUCCACGCCCCAGAAGGAUUCGAAUCCAUGGCGUACGUGGUUCCUUAAACCACUCGACCACCGUGACUGUACAAAAGUCAUUGGUAGCCGAAGCUACAUCCUGAACGACCCGACAGCACACGUUGAAUAGCUUGGAUUACCAAUGACUAUAGUGCUGUCGGGACGUUGGGGAUAUACCCUCGGCUACCAAUGACUUUUGAGCAGUCAUUGGGUCGAGUGCUUAAAGUACCAGGUACCCCAAGGUGCAUAGUGCUCCUGGCUGUCUGGGUUCAAAUCCUUUUGGGGUGAGAAAGUCUGAAGUCGAAAAUUGGUGCCACAACAGAGGUUUUAUGAUUGAUCAGCCUACAUUCUGGCCUGUGUUAUGGUGUUCACAACCUUACGCCCAGCCAUUGGAACACAAUGAAAUCACUUUAGUGCAAGUUACCUUAUUGUGCCAAGUAUUUUCUCCAACCUGUUUAGAUAGUACCUGUUGCGACGAUCGUCCAUAGUCACGAAGGUUGUGAGCACUAUUACCCAGAGGCCAUAUUACAGGCGGGCCAAUUGUAAAACCCUGAUUGUGGCCUUCAGAGCUUCCUAGGGAAUUCAGUAGAGUUCCGGGAUGAUUGACUAUUUUUCCUGGCGUGACUGAGUGGGUUAAGGUGAGCAUCUGUGAGUCACCAGAACGGUGGCAGAAGUCACCUCAUUACUUCAAAGGAUUUUCUCAAUAAAUAAUAUCCACAA